Molecule: messenger RNA, 825 nt
Organism: Colletotrichum graminicola M1.001
Lineage: Eukaryota; Fungi; Ascomycota; Sordariomycetes; Glomerellales; Glomerellaceae
Exons: 1
Coding region: 1-825 (274 amino acids)
Source: RefSeq, a predicted model, not a curated record
AUGUUCCUGAACAUCCUUCACCAGCUGGACAUUCCCCACGAGUCCAACGCCCCCGAGUCGGGAACUCUCAUUUGUGUCGUCCAAGCCCUCAAGAAAGACGUUAGCCUAGUGUCUCAUCCGACCGCGACCUCUCCACCCUCCGGCGAGAGCUCUGCUCAAGCAAGUCUCACAGAACCGACUCAUACUACCGUCGCAACCGCAGGUGUAGGUUCGACGAAGCGCAAGCGACAUAUGGAUGAACCUGAGUCCCUCCCCAAUAAGAAGCAGCCGAAAACGGACGGAGGCAGAGCCCAUGACACGCUGUCUCUUGAAUGCGCAAUAUGGAAAGGGCCUAUCGAGCUGAAGGAAAGGCUCUCAAAGACAAAACAGGAGUUGAAGGAGGCUCUAGGAAAGGAAUUGGAACUCGAGGCCCGCAUUGCCGACCUGCAGGCGUUGGAAGAUGGACGUCACACUCAUGCAGGCCAUCUCAGAAGCAUGGCUCCGUCACUUCUAAUUAAAGGGGCAGCAGUGGGCGGCCGCAUUGCCAACACUCAGGAUGGCCAGAAGCAGAUGGAUGACGACAAAGCCCAGUUCCAAAAGUACGUUCAACACCUACAGCAGGCUCACGAGAUGGCUGCGAUAGCCUACCUUUCAGCAAGCGAUACGAACACUACAAGUUUUCUCCAAGAAAGCAAGCAAAAGCUAGAAGACGCGUAUACAGCCACGAGAAGGUUGAAAGACAUGGUUGGGGAGCUCGAGGAACAAGGCCGGGAGAAAAUAGCAGAGCUCAUGAAGCUUCAAAAAGCUGUUGAGGAGGCCGUGGCGGUUCUGGGCGAAGACUUGUGA